AUGAAUGAUUCCUUAAUAAGUAAAAUAAUAAAUGAAAAUGGUCAAUUGAACAUUAAAUUAAAAAUUCAAGGCAUAAAUAAUCAAGACAAUAUUCGAAAUAUUUGUGAAAUUGAACAUGUAGAUCAUGGAAGGCAAACAAUAAUUGAUUAAUUACUUAACACAUCUGGCAUAAAUCUUAUUGAUUAAUCAAAAGAGGUAUUGAUAAUUAAUAAAAAUACUAAGUUUUCAUUAUAGUAUGAUUUCAACCUUUCGCCUAAUUGAGCAAGAUAAUAAUAAUUAUUCAAUUUGAUCGAUUGCCCUAGAUUACUAAAUCUUGUAUCUGAAGCUAUUUCAUCCUCAUUGAGAGUAUCAGAUGGAUUCUAAAUUGUUGUGGAUUAUCUAGAUGGAACAGUAUAUUCCACAGAAUCCAUUUUGAGAAUGGCUGUGUAAGAGAAAGUCAAACCUGUGUUAAUGGUGAAUAAAUUAGACAGAGCAAUUCAAGAAAUACAACAAGAUAGUGAAACUAUUUAAACUAUACAACACUAUUUACAUACUAAUCAGAUGAUAUGGUAAGGAACUGUAGCAUUCGGAUCAGGAAAGAAUGGUUGGUCAUCAACAUGCAUAAAAUUCGCUGAACUAUAUGAUACUUAAUUCAACACAGAAUCAAAGAAGUUAUAAGACAAAAUUUUGGGAGAAAAUUACUUAGAUACAGAAACCAACAGUUGGAUUAAGGAUAGUCAUAAAAAUAAUAGUAAAGAAUUUUGA
This is a messenger RNA of Paramecium octaurelia, 744 nucleotides long. The record is from the annotation of a GenBank genome assembly. Lineage: Eukaryota; Ciliophora; Oligohymenophorea; Peniculida; Parameciidae.